Aaosphaeria arxii CBS 175.79 is the source of this 7677-nucleotide messenger RNA. Its product is annotated as polyketide synthase. The record is from RefSeq and is a predicted model, not a curated record. The transcript has 14 exons. Gene Ontology annotation, biological process: secondary metabolite biosynthetic process; fatty acid biosynthetic process. Gene Ontology annotation, molecular function: fatty acid synthase activity; 3-oxoacyl-[acyl-carrier-protein] synthase activity; phosphopantetheine binding. The coding region runs from base 1 to 7677 and encodes 2558 amino acids. NCBI's taxonomy places the organism in Eukaryota, Fungi, Ascomycota, Dothideomycetes, Pleosporales.
AUGGCAGAUCCCGUGGCGGUAACUGGCUUUGCCUUCCGCUUUCCUGGAGAUGCUGUUACUGAGGAGGCUUUCUGGGACAUCAUUGCAAAAGGGCAGUCUACAAUGACAGAAGUCCCCGAAAGCCGUUACAACAUCAAUGGCUUUCAUGGGCCGAAGGGAUCGAGUCGAAAUAGUGUUUCCUGCCGUGGCGGUCACUUUAUCAAGGGAGACAUUUCGGCUUUUGAUGCUCCUUUCUUUGCCAUGAGCCCUGCGGAAGCUAGAGCAAUGGACCCUCAACUUCGUCUUAUGCUUGAGACCGCCUACCACGCUCUGGAAUCCGCUGGCCUCACGAUGGAAAAGGUUCACGGGACCAAUACAUCGGUAUACGUUGGCAAUCUUGCAGCCGAGUACUCUUCGCUGUUUACCAACGACGACGAGAUCCAUGCUGCAUAUCAGGCAACUGGAAUGUCAGGGGCCAUGCUGUCCAACCGUAUCAGCUGGUUCUACGAUUUGCAUGGACCAAGUAUCACCAUUGAUACGGCGUGCUCAAGUGGUUUGGUGGGUCUCCAUUUGGCCUGCCAGAGUUUGCUGCAGCAUGAAUCCGAAAUGAGCUUGGUAGGAGGUGUGCAAUUACAACUCAACCCAAGUAUGAUGACGAUGCCAUUAUCACAACAAGGCUUUUUGUCUCCCGACAGCCACUGCUACAGCUUUGAUGAUCGUGCCAACGGUUAUAGUAGAGGUGAGGGAGUGGGAAUUGUCGUUCUGAAACUUCUUUCCAAGGCCAUCGAGGAUGGCGACACAAUCCGAGCAAUCAUUCGUGGCACAUCUACCAAUCAAGACGGCCAUACACCUUCCAUUACACAACCCAGCCACCUAGCUCAGGCAGCUCUGAUUCGCCAGGCAUACAAGAAUGCUAAUUUAGACUUCGAUGACACACAGUACUUCGAAGCCCACGGCACAGGGACAUCUGUCGGCGAUCCGAUCGAGGCUUAUGGGAUCAAUGAAGUCUUCUCCCGACAUGCCAAUACCGGGAAUCCUCUAUUUGUUGGAUCAGUGAAAGCAAACAUUGGGCAUCUUGAAUCCGCAGCUGGAAUAGCAGGAGUGAUCAAGGCUGUCCUAUCUCUAGAGAGAGGAAUGAUCCCACCAAAUGCGCUUCUAAAGAACAUCAAUCGAGCUAUAUAUGCUGACGACUGGAACAUGAAGUUUCCGACUAUGGCCACGCCCUGGCCAACGAAUGGACCAAGACGAGCUUCUGUAAACAGCUUUGGAGUUGGAGGUGCAAAUGCUCACGCAGUACUCGAUGAUGCCUUCCACUACAUGGAGUCCCGAAAUUUGAAAGGAAACCAUAACACACUUACAGAACCCAAGACCAACGGGGUUCGAAAGCAACUAAUAAUAUCGAAUGGUGUCCAAUUAGCUGAGAAUGGUCACACAGAAAACACAACGAGCAACUAUCCACAUCUGCUCAUCCUCUCCGCAGCUGAUGAGGACGGCAUCUAUCGGCUGGCUGCUACUCUAGAAAAGUAUCUCUCAAAGUGUGGCAAUGAGACUACCGAAUACAUUCAGGACCUCGCCUACACAUUGAGCGCCAAACGUAGCAGGUUGCCAUGGAAGGCUUUUGCCGUUGGAUCUACGAUGGAGGAGCUACAAAAGUGCCUCAAAAACAUGCCAAUCAAGCCUGCUCGCUCAAUAAAAUCUCCUAUGAUAUGUUUCACAUUCACCGGGCAAGGUGCACAGUGGGCUACCAUGGGAAUCGACCUUAUCGACCGUUACGACGUUUUCAGAGACACUAUGCACUUUGCGGAUGGGUACCUGCGCUCUCUAGGAUCAUCGUGGUCAAUACUCAGCGUGUUGCGUGCGACCGCGUCUUCGUCCGAGAUUGAUGACCCUGCGAUUGCGCAACCUCUAUGCUGCGCUCUGCAAAUUGCACUCGUUGAUCUAUUGACCUCUUGGGGCAUUGUUCCUGAAGCUGUUGUCGGUCAUUCAUCCGGAGAGAUCGCCGCGGCAUAUAGCGCAGGUCUUCUCUCUAUGACCAGCGCUUUGCGAGUGGCAUACUACCGAGGCGAAGCUACCCGGGCCUUGCUCAAGGAUGACCAGAAGGCUGACAAAGGUGCUAUGCUUGCCGUUGCACUAUCUGAGCUCGAGCUAUCUGCCUACAUUUCUGAUAUCGUCGGUAAAAACGGCGAGGAUUUACUCUCCUGCGGCUGCAUUAACAGUCCUCAGAACACGACUGUGACUGGAGUAGAGACAUACAUAGACGAACUGGCGCGCCGCCUACAAGCUGACAAUAUCUUCAACCGAAAGCUGAACGUCCCGGUCGCGUAUCAUUCGCACCAGAUGCUAAAGGUCGCCGACAAGUACUUGAAGACUCUGAAAGAAGAUGGCCUACAGGCCAGUCCUCAAGAAUACUGGAUCCGCAAUCUUGUAUCUACGGUGAGAUUCUCUGAGGCGCUCGAAAUGAUUUUUCACGAGCAUCAAUCGUCCAGCGAUCCGAAGCCCUUGGCUUACCUUGUCGAGAUCGGUCCCCACUGUGCACUGGAGCGGCCAAUUCGAGACACACUUACGGACAAGGUCGCCUACAGCUACGAUACUACGCUACGCCGCGGAGUGCAUGCCAUUCAAACAAUGCAAAGUCUGUCUGGGAGACUAUUUGCAAAUGGCUACUCUGUCGAUGUGCAAGCAGUCAAUAGCCUACCGGGGAGUCAGAGACAACCUAAAAUGCUACUGAAUUUACCUUCGUACCCGUUCAACUCCUCACGGUCCUACUGGCUCGAAAGCAGGCUUUCGCAAAACCAUCGAACACGUCGUACUCCACGACAUGAUUUUCUGGGAAAUCCAUCAAAUGAUUGGAACCCCAUGAAACCGAAGUGGCGUUUCACGAUUCGUGAAUCUGAUCUCCCUUGGCUAUCUGACCACAAGGUUGACGGCACGAUACUAUACCCAGGCAGUGGGUUUUUGGUUAUGGUUUUAGAAGCCGUUCGCAGUCUCACUUCGGAUAUACCUGGAAUCUCCGGUUAUCGGAUCAGAGAUGCAAAGGUGCCAAAUGCUUUAGUGAUCAAUCCUGAAGAGGAGGGUAUUGAAGCCCAGUUGCACAUGCACUCUCAUGGUGCCAGCUCUUCUAAUCAAGGAGCCCAAUCCUGGGACUUCUGGAUCUAUUCAGUCUCGGGCGCGGACUGGAAGGUGUGCUUCUCGGGCAACGUAACGACCGAAUUGUCUCCAUUGGUUGAUACUGUCUCGGAGGCUUCGUUAUCCCAAAGAAACCAACCACUCCACGAUGACAUGUCCCACUUUGACCAUCAAGAUUCAAAAUCGUUUUACAAAGACCUCUAUCAACAAGGCUUCCAGUUUGGUGAGACUUUCCAAACCCUCCAAACCAUCAAGAUCAACGGAAAGAAGGCCGAAGCGACAGCGAAGGUCGACUUCAAAGACUGGAGGCAGCAAAUGAAACAGCAUGGGAUAAGUGAUCAUCUGAUUCAUCCCGCCACAUUGGACAGCCUAUUCCACGUAAUUUUUGCUGCCCAAUACAAGCAGUCAUCAUCGCUUCCAAGGGUAGUUCCCACGCACCUUUCGGAAGUCUAUAUUUCCCUCGAGCUAGUCAAUGAUAUUCCGAUGGAUACCCUGAGACUCCAUGGCAGUAUCACGGAUAGUGGGCUUUCCGGAAUAACUGGGAAUGUCGAGGCUCGGAGUGGCAUCGAGGGAAAGAUCAUGGUGGACAUGCGUGGCUGCAAAUUAACCACUCUGUUGACAGCUAAGAAGACACAAGACAACAGCAUGCCGCCUACCAGCCUUUUUCAUCGGGUUGACUGGAAACCGGAUAUCAGUUUGCUCUCACGCAGCGGCAUCGAAGACCAUCUUCAAGAGUGCACCCAAGCCAUUGCCAAUGUGGGUGGGGAUAUCAAAGCUGAGAUUGUUUGUCGCCAUUUCAUGUCCACCACACUCGACGAGGUGUCGAAAAUGGAUACAUCGGAUGUAAGCUCUGAACCCCAUCUGAGAAAAUAUUUGGCGUGGGUCAAGAACUUCACCGAAACCGAGAAGGAAAAAACAGCCGCUCUCAUUCUAUCAGUGUGGCCUGAGUUCAGCGAUCCUGACGCUAGAAUCGCCUUAAUUGACGAAUAUGCGCAAACUAUACCAUGGCGAGCAGGUAUCGUGUCAUUUUGCCGGAACCUGGUGGCUAUUCUCCAGCAUAAGGUUGACCCUUUGGACAUCUUGUUCAACCAAGGCGUAGCGGAGAGCAUCUACCGAAGUCCGCUUUUGACUCUCACAGCGGGGAGACUUGCUGCUUACAUUGAUCUUGUCGCUCACAAGAACUCCAAUAUCAAUAUCCUCGAGGUGGGAGCCGGAACGGGGAGUACCACGAGUGCUGUACUUGACACACUUUGCAAGCAUGGGAGAUCUACAGGCGCGUCACCGCGUUUUAACCACUACGACUUUACUGACGUAUCGCCGAGUUUCUUCGCCGUCGCCCAAGAGCGAUAUGUCCAUGUGUCUAGCCGCAUGAAGUUCAAGGUCUUUGACUUGGAGCGCGACCCAGAAGAACAGGGCUUUGAGGCUAAGUCGUACGAUGUCAUCAUUGCAGCAGCGGUGAUACAUGCCACGGCAAGUAUCGAAAAAACACUGGGCUUCCUUAAGAAGCUUCUCAAGCCCGGCGGUCAACUCGUGUUUUCCGAGCCGACAAACCAACGUAUGGCUGCGACUUCAGGUGUCUUUGGCGUACUUCCUGGCUGGUGGCUCUCAACCGAGGAGUACAGAUCAUCAGGACCACUGUUACCUCAACACGAAUGGAACAAAGCGCUCCUACGAACGGGAUUCACUGAACUAGAGGUUGCUUUGGCUGAUGAUGUCGAAGAAACUCAUUUAACCUCCCUAUUGGUUUCUCGUGUCCCCAAUGAUACUGAACCAAACCCCGACCUGCCUACUGCCAUCUUGGUUGAGACGUCCCGCCAGAGAGAACUCGCAGAAAUUCUCAAAUUUAGACUGAGUGCGCUGAGCAAGUGCGAGUACACCGUCUUUUCCGUCGACUCCGUUACUGGCGACCUAUCCGCUUACCAAAGAUGCAUAUCCCUUCUGGAGUUUGACAGUACCAUCUUCUCAAAUCUUACCAAGACGCAAUUCGCCAUCCUGAAAGAGAUACUGAGGGCCUGCAAACAAGUACUAUGGGUCACCACCAAAUGUGGGAGAGACCCCAAUAAGCCAGAAGCAGCCAUGGUAUCUGGAUUUUCGAAAACAAUCACGCGGGAGAACCCAGGCCAAAGUUUCGUUUGUCUCGACUUGAACUCGACGAAAAACACCACGGAAGUUAUCUCGCAGAUCGAGAAUCACAUUCGAAAGAUAUCGCCUAGUCUAGUAGAGACGGAUCUGCUGGAAGAGGGAGGUGUAGUCUACAUUCCCCGGGUGGUUGAAGCUCCUGAGAUCAACCGUCUUCGGGACGAUUCUCUACAUGGAUUUAGCCCUGUGCCUAGCGAGACAAAAGAAGUAGAGGAUCCACUUGAAUUGCGUUUCACGCCUGGUCAACUCGAUUCGUUUCAUUUUGGCCCGGACGCUUCAGUCAAAGUUCCACUGGCUGAUCAGGAGGUGCUCAUCGAAGUGAAAGCAGCCGGGAUUAACUUCAGAGAUGUCAUGGUCGUUCUCAACCAGCUCCCAGCGAGCUACUUUGGCUACGAGUUCGCUGGCAUUGUCACCAAGUGUGGUGUUAAUUCUAGUUUCUCCCCAGGAGACAGAGUUUGCGGUCUCGCUACGAGUGGAAGUUUCCGUUCCUUUGUACGCGCAAAGGAAUCGCAUGUCAUGAGAAUGCCUUCGGAUAUGCCAUUCACUGAGGCGGCUGCGGUGCCUUUAGCAUUCGCCACGGCUCAGUAUUCUCUGUGCCAUGUUGCUCGAUUGAAACAGGGCGAAAGUAUUUUGAUUCACAGUGCGGCUGGUGGAGUAGGCCAGGCGGCAAUCCAGAUUGCCCAGUCCAUAGGUGCCAUCAUCUAUGUAACUGUCAGUACUCCUGAAAAGAAAAGAUUGCUCAUGGACCGCUACGGGAUUGCCGAAAGCCAUUGCUUUUCCAGCCGGCACACAUUCUUUGCGCAGCAAUUGAUGCACAAUACGACAGGACGGGGUGUAGAUGUGGUCCUCAAUUCGCUCACGGGUUUGGCACUGACAGAAACCUGGCGGUGCAUGGCCCCGCUCGGGAGGUUCGUUGAGAUAGGCAAGCGGGACAUUGCUGCCUCCAAGAGUCUCCCCAUGGACCCGUUCGAACGCAACGUUUCAUACUCUUCAGUCGACCUUUCCAUCGUAAGUAAGCUCAAUGAGCAACUAAUGGCCCAGAUUGUGCAGGAAGUCGAACUGCGUCUUCUGGACGAUGUAUCGCAACAGCAAAUGGCACCUUAUCCUUUAUCAGUUUUCACCCGGUCGAAGAUCGAGGAUGCAUUCCGCUUCUUGCAAACAGGUCAACAUACAGGAAAAGCAGUUGUGGACUGGGAAACUCCAGAUACUGUCCAGGUUAUCCCCAAGAACCCUCUGAACUAUAGUUUCGACAGCAAUGCUACUUAUGUAAUAACUGGCGGUCUUGGGGGCAUAGGAAGGAGUCUGGCAAUGUGGUUCACCCGUUCUGGCGCGAAACAUCUGGUCCUUCUUUCACGCUCCGGGCUUAAGUCAGACGCAGCCAUUGAGUUGGUUUCAAGCCUGGAGAAGAAAGGAGUUAAUGUAUACGCGCCCGCUUGUGACAUCUCCAAUGAUGACGAGAUCAGAAGAGUGAUCGAACAUGUCCAAGAUACAUGGCCACCAAUCAAAGGGUGCAUUCAUGGAGCAUUGGUAGUCAAAAACCGCAUCUUUCAUGACUACUCACUUGAGGAAUUUCAGGAGAUCAUGAUACCUAAAGUGCAAGGAACCUGGAAUCUCGACAAGUAUCUCCCAGACAGCAUGAACUUUUUCGUCAUUCUGUGUUCUAUUGCCGGCGUGUGCGGCGCUGUUUCGCAGAGUAGUUAUGCUGGCGCGAGUACAUUUCAGGAUGCAUUUGCACGGUAUCGUCAUGCCCGAGGUCGACAUUGCGUCUCGCUGGACCUAGGGAUCGUGCAGGACGUUGGAUACGUUGCCGAACGUGUUGACGUCGCGAGAUUCUUAGCCAUGUCCAUGGCCGACCAUAAAGUACUUACCGAGGAGGACCUACAAUUCAUGGUCAAGUACGCAUGUAGCCCCCAUAGGCAGGUGUCCUCGCCAUGGGAAACGCAGAUUAUUGGCGCAUUGACAACUCCCUCCUUUGUCCGACGCUAUGGCAACGUCGAGGACCAUAUAUGGAUGCGCAUGCCCAUGUUCUGUCACUUGUACCAGAUGGAGCAAGAAAACGACAAGCCUACAGCGACGCGCUUGCAAGCCGACUCGGUUGAAUCGCAGCUCGCUAAGAUAGAGACUCUGAACGAGGCUGCAGCAGUCAUAACAAGAUCUUUGGCGAACCGUUUGGCCCGGGCACUGGCUGUACCUGUUGAGGAUAUUGAUACAAACAUGCCACCCUUUACCUUCGGUGUAGAUUCACUUGUUGCUGUCGAACUCAUGUUCUGGUUCUCCAACGAGAUAAGAGCCGAUAUUCCAGUUGUGCAGAUUCUGGGGAACUCAAGUGUGGCGAAAUUGGGGGUAUACGCAGCCGGCAUGAGUGAAUAUGUCCCCACGAGCAUACGUGAAGGGGCUGGAAGCGGUAAAAAGCUAGAAGUCAAUGGUAUGUAG